AUGAGGAGUGCAAUAUGUGAGCAUAAGAAAGAGAAUCCAAUUAUUAGCCAAAAAGAUAUGCAAGCAUGGGUGCAACAAAAGUUUGAUUUGACUAUUAGUCAAUCAACAAUAUCGAACACUCUCAAAAGGACGUUGGAAUAUUUGUCAAAUGAGAUGAAAAAUAGCGAUGUUAAAAGGCACAAAUCGGCAAUAUACCCUGAUUUAGAGAAAAUUUUGUAUGAGUGGUUUCUUCAAAAGCAAGAUAAAGUGAACAUGUCUACAAAAAUUAUCCAAGGAAAAACAAAAGAGCUUUUGCAAAAAAUGUAUGGUGAAACUAAUCCAGAAUUCAGCUUUUCUAGUGGAUGGUUGGAACGUUUCAAGGCAAGAUAUGGAAUCAAAUAUUACCGACGUUUUGGUGAAAGUGGUUCAGUUAUCAUGGAGAACAUUGAAAAUGCUUUACCUGGAAUACGAUCAAAACUAGACCAGUUUCAGUUGAAGGAUAUUUACAAUAUGGAUGAAACUGAAUUAUUUUACUGA
This is a messenger RNA of Olea europaea var. sylvestris, 516 nucleotides long. Its product is annotated as CENP-B homolog protein 2-like. Bases 1 to 516 code for a protein of 171 amino acids. Gene Ontology annotation, cellular component: nucleus. Gene Ontology annotation, molecular function: DNA binding. The record is from RefSeq and is a predicted model, not a curated record. NCBI's taxonomy places the organism in Eukaryota, Viridiplantae, Streptophyta, Magnoliopsida, Lamiales, Oleaceae. The transcript has a single exon.